Molecule: messenger RNA, 3922 nt
Organism: Pocillopora meandrina
Lineage: Eukaryota; Metazoa; Cnidaria; Anthozoa; Scleractinia; Pocilloporidae
Source: the annotation of a GenBank genome assembly
UUGUGCUUAACGACAACCACUGUUCACUUGAGCCACAACACGCUAGUUACGGUCGUGCCGAAGAAAGCAGAGGCUUUGAUUUAUAAAAAAUUGUUACCAUAAGAAGGCAUGUUUAAGAAUACGUUUCAGUCAGGAUUCCUAUCCAUAUUAUAUAGCAUUGGCAGCAAGCCUUUGCAAAUCUGGGACAAGAAAGUAAGCAGACUUGUGGCAUUGAGUAAGCGUACUAAUGCUCUGUGAGAGAGUUUUCCAAUGUACUUAGCUUAAUUUCUGUAAUUUCGACCUUUCAGGUUAGAAAUGGACAUAUAAAGAGAAUAACCGAUAACGACAUUCAGUCACUUGUUUUGGAGGUCGUCGGAACAAACGUCAGGUAUGAGUUUUAUCUUCAAAAUGAUUCAAAAGUUGUUGAAACCCUUUCAUCGAUCGUAAAGAUCAGCAGUGAAUUAGGGGGUAAUUUUAUAGUAAGCCAAUCCGUAAAGAAGAACAUUGUUAUAUGUUCAUUCUUAUUUAUAUUUUGGAAAUAAUUACAUGGUGCUACUUCGGUAAAUCUUCGUCUUACUCCGUUCUAAAAUGAACUCGUUUUUUCUCCCACUCCAGUACAACUUAUAUCACAUGUCCCGCUGACCCAAAGAAGACUCUUGGAAUCAAGCUACCAUUCCUUGUGAUGAUCAUUAAAAAUUUGAAAAAGUACUUCACGUUUGAAGUUCAGGUAAAUGUGAUAGUUUUCAACUCUGUAUUUUUAAGUUUGACAGAAUUGAAACAUUUGAUAGUUUUAAACAAUCUCAUUUCGCAAAUUCAAUUCAUUUGUUGACACUUCCUGUAGGUCCUGGACGACAAGAAUGUUAAAAGACGAUUCCGCGCUUCUAACUACCAAUCAACCACGCGAGUGAAACCAUUCAUUUGUACGAUGCCCAUGAGGCUUGAUGACGGAUGGAAUCAAAUCCAGGUAGAAUGUUGCUAAAGUAGUGAUCGCAAUAUGUUGUUGCUACGCCUCAGUUGUUUCCUCUAUGAGGUUGCAAACUCACAUCAACUCUAGUUUCUUGUUUGUUAUUCUUUGCGCAUUGGUGUAAGAUUUAAAAGAUACAUUUGUGGCUCUUAUGUACUGGGAGAGGAUAUCCAACAUUAUGUGAAUGUAACCAAUUAUAUAUAUAUAUAUAUAUUUUAUUUGUCAAGUUAUUAGUCUCAGAUUUUGCAUUGCUGAUGUUCUGAUAGGUUUCCUCAUUCUUAGUUACCAGCCCAUAUAAUGUUUCACCUUUUAUGGAAAUUAAUCCCUCAAGUGUUACAAAGCAUAAUUAGUUAAAAAAAAAAAAUUAAAAAAAAAAAGAAAUAGAAGUAAUACUAGUCAGUGCCAUUUGGGGAAUAAUGAUAAAAGCCACAAAGUGUCAUGCAACACUAUUUAAUGUUACAUAUCUUUGAAGUUUCACGUUAAAAUCUUGAAAAAGUGCACUUGACAAAGAUUUUGCUGCCUAGAAUGAGGAUGACCCACAAAUUUGGCUGGUACAAGGAUUACGCAUGAGCUGAGGGUCUGUUUCUGAAAUUUAUUUGCUCUUGCUUUCAAUUAAUAAAUAUGCAUUGGCAGCCAUAAUAUUGACCUCCUCUGGUUGCUACCUCAUAAGGAAGUAUUUGUUAAUGUGCACAAUGUGUGUGGGUAGGGUUGAAAUUUUUAAACUAGGAAAUAAUAUUUGUCUCAGUAAGUUCAUAGAUGUACACUAAGGGCACUGAGUUUAGUUCAGCAUAUUCAAAGGGGCAUCAUUCUUUGCUGUUCUACUGAACAUGUGAUGGUUGAUAAAGUGGAAGACAAAGAUGGAAAAUAAGUACUUUUGAAUCAAUGCCAACAUCAAUGUCUGGCUUUAACAUGUUACUCAAACAUGUCCCAGAAUGCAAGAAAUUACAUCUCAGAGAGUCUCAAAUUUCAAAUUUUUUGGGAGAGCAUGUGGACCCAGACCCCCUGGAAGUGAUUGUGGCUUUGUAACAUGCCAGGCUUGCUAUGCAAGCAUUUUUCAAUUCAGCUGCCCACUCAGUUUAGAUCAUGCAUCUAGAAAAUUUACUGAUUACAACCUCACAUCUGGUCUUUAUUUAAUAAAAAAUAAAAUAAGUGUUUCUCGUGUCUCAUUUUAACUUUUGAAGAAGCACUCCAGUCCUCAAUUGGAGGAAUGAUUGUAUGUAAUUGAGUGUGUUAUUUUGUGUUAUUUUAUAAUGUCUAAUAACAUUGCUUAGAGUAUUUUGUCCACAGUUUAAUCUUUCAGAUUUUACAAGACGGGCUUAUGGUACAAAUUACAUUGAAACACUUCGAGUUCAGGUAUUAGCCUUAGAUAGAUAAGAGACAAAUGCAUUUCCUGUCAUGUUAAUUUUAUCCUUUAAACCCAGUGGAAUCUAUCUUGGUAGAAAAACAUUGAGAAAAGGGAAUGUAGUUCAAUGGUUUGCUAUUGUAUAUUUACUUAUUUGGCUUCUUUAUGUUUAGAGACCUCAAAUAAAGUGUUUAACUCCUUGCAAUAUAAAAUAAAUAUAUAGCCAACCUUCUGUGUCACCAAUGUACCAGCCAGUUCAAUUUUUUAAUCACUCUCAUGGUGUCCAAUUUGCAAAAAAAACCCUGAACUGACAAUCAUUAGGUGUAUAUUUUCUGUAUUUUACUUCUAUAAUUGUUAUUAUUUUCACAAUAUGGACACUGUGAACCUAACAUUCAAUUUACACAUCUGACAUUUAAUUAAAUUUUCUUUCAUGCCUGGCAAUACACUCAUCACUUACUAUAGACAAUACUGUUUUUACAUUGAGUACAAUAUUUAAAGAGUUAAGGUACGUACUUCCUCUUGAUGAACGUUGGCAGGGCAUUUUUUUUCCUCCAGUGUCAUCAGUUCCUCAGCCUUUUCUAGUUUUUUUAGAUAAUGUCAAGCUCAUUUCACUUUUUUAUGUUUUCUAUGUGAAUGCAUAACUGCAGAUCCACGCCAACUGCAGGAUAAGACGAGUUUACUUUUCCGACCGCUUGUACUCAGAAGAUGAACUACCAGCAGAAUUCAAGCUUUACUUACCAGUGCAAAAAAAAUAAAACCAAGGUAAAUCUAGGUAUAUGACUUUGUAUAGAUUUUUAGUCUAAAGCUUAAGUAAGAUGAUUUCUUAUUAUUGAAUUGUGUGUUGGGUGACUGUGCAUGGUUUCCACACAAAUGGUGCACACACAUUAAAUCAAAGUGACACCUUUUGUCAUUGACAAAGGGCUGCUAGUGUUGUAAACUUUACUAUCAAUCCCCAAAUAGGAAAACUGUGGUUCUCUUUUUUGUGAUAUGUAUUAUAAUUAUAAUUUGGCUGGAAUUCAAGGCCAAUGUUGAGGAAAUUGAAUUAAUUAAUUGGUGGAGUCAUACCAAACCUAAAAGUCUGUGCUGAAUUAAACAUGUUUUUAAGUUAAGAGUUAACAGGAAAUUAUUAAUUAAAAAUGUAUUCCUUAAGUACAGGCUGUCUAUGCUGUUGAGUCAGUUAUGAACCCUCAGUGACCAUUGUGUAGCCACAACUAACAAAUUAUUUUCAUCAACCACAGUUUUUACUUAUUUGACAUAUGACUUUUAUUCUUGCAGGCUUAAACCUGACUGAUGGAUUUGGGGGUUUUGGGGAGGAAAAAUUUUUGGAUUUGUUGCUGAAACAGCCUGUAAUUGCUAUUAUUCUUCAAUUAAGCUUUCAUUUGCCUUUAAAAAGGGACAUAUUCUUGACAAAUCAGUUUCUAAGAGUAUUCUGGAGCUUUGUUUUAGGCUUAUGAUUCAAUAGACUUGAAGAGAAUCUUUUGUUACUAAGAGUAAAUAACUCUAACAAUCAGUCGAGUUGUCUGAAAAUUGGAUAUUUUUGGCUGUACUGUUUACUCCAACACUGAUCACUCCACUCAUUGUUAUCAUUGUAAGUAUAUAAUUGUAAAAAAGAAAAUAAAUUUACAGUGUAUAAUCAC